Molecule: messenger RNA, 1914 nt
Organism: Anopheles nili
Lineage: Eukaryota; Metazoa; Arthropoda; Insecta; Diptera; Culicidae
Gene: bumpel
Product: sodium-coupled monocarboxylate transporter 1
Exons: 10
Coding region: 1-1770 (589 amino acids)
Biological process (GO): transmembrane transport; sodium ion transport
Cellular component (GO): membrane
Molecular function (GO): symporter activity
Source: RefSeq, a predicted model, not a curated record
AUGGCGACGGAUCUGGAGGAUAUCGUCGAGCAUAUGAGGCGGUUCGCGUGGCCGGAUUACCUGGUGUUCGUGUCGAUGCUGCUCCUGUGCAUCCUGAUUGGGGUUUACUUCGGGUUCGUGCAGCGUAAACCGAACACCGAAUCGGAAUACCUGAUGGGAGGUCGGACGAUGUUGGUGUUUCCGAUCGCUCUCUCCCUCAUCGCCAGCUUCAUCUCUGGCAUCACCUUGCUCGGUCUCCCUACAGAAGUGUACUCCUUCGGCAUCCAGUACGUGUACGUGGCGCUAGGAGUAACGCUGAUGGGAUUCGUAAUGGGAUUUAUCUAUCUUCCCGUGUUCCACAAGCUCAACAUUACAUCGACAUACGAGUACCUGGAGACACGUUUCGAUCGUCGGUUACGAAUGUUCGGGUCGAUUAUGUUCACAAUCAUGAAUAUCGGCUAUCUUCCAAUUGUCAUUUACGUGCCGGCGCUUGCUUUUAAUCAAGUAACGGGAGUGAACAUCCACGUUAUAACGCCCAUCGUGUGCAUUGUUUGUGUGUUCUACACCUGUGUGGGUGGCCUUAAAGCCGUCGUAUGGACCGACGUGGUGCAAACGUUUUCUAUGUUCGGUGCGCUGGUUCUCGUGGCCGUUAAGGGCACGAUCGAUCUUGGCGGAUCGGAUGUGGUGUUUCGAAGUGCUUGGAACACGGGACGACUGGAGCGACCUAACUUCGACAUCAAUCCAACCACUCGGCACACGUUCUGGUCCCAGUUGAUCGGUGGUUUCGUUUACUGGCUGCAGACGAACGCCGUCAGCCAAAAUAUGAUCCAGCGGUACUUAUCGCUGCCAUCAGUGGCCGCAGGACGACGAGCCCUCUGGAUCUUCGUGUUCGGUGUGUGUCUGCUCAUGUCAUUGUGCAGCUACUGUGGGCUUCUGAUAUACGCCACCUAUCAACAAUGUGAUCCACUCACAACCAAGCUUGCGCGCGCCAAAGAUCAACUGUUGCCGUUGUUUGUGAUGGACAUUCUGCGGGACCUUCCGGGGCUUCCGGGGUUGUUCGUGGCUGGUGUGUUCAGUGCGGCUCUUAGCUCACUCUCGACCUGUCUCAACUCCAUGUCGGCGGUGAUACUAGAGGACUUUGUCAAGCCGUUCGUCAGCAAACCUCUCUCACAGCGGACAAUCAAUUGGAUCAUGCGGUCGGUUGUCGUUGGUGUCGGCGCACUUUGUGCCGCGCUCGUGUUUGUGGUCGAAAAGAUGGGCACUGUGUUACAGCUCACGAUGAGCCUGGAAGCGAUUACGAAUGGACCGCUGCUAGGCACAUUCACUAUCGGUAUCCUCAUUCCGUGGGUUGAAGCUAAAAGUGCUCUCACCGGUGGCAUCGUCGGGGUGAUAUUUAUGUCCUGGCUCAGCUUGAAGGCACAAUAUUGGGUUGCAACCGGCACGAUAGUGUUCCCACACAAGCAGAUGUCGGUCGAUGGUUGCACUUACGAGUUCGAUCAGUCGUUGGUAAACGCCACAAGCACGAGCGUUUAUACGACCGAUGACAUUUUUCCACUGUUCCGCGUGUCGUACAUGUGGUAUACAUUCCUUGGAGCGGCCGUCACCAUACUGGUUUCGUUGCUCUGCACAGUACUAAUCUUUGGGCGUAACGAUCCUAAAACCGUCUCGCCCGACCUGAUGGCUGGAUUCGUGGGUCGUUACAUACACGGACAUAACUCCCCAGCGAACGAUCGUCUGUCUAAAGCCGGAUGUGGCACAAACGGCAAAUCGUUACACGAAUCUGCACUAUAGGGCAAAACCCGAUCAUAUGCUUUUUUUUACAAUUUUACUGACAAAAGCAAAUCCAUUUAGUGUAAAAUUUUGUUAUUUUAUGGGUAGAGCGAGGCUUUGAUAGUAGCUCCCAUUAAUAAAAACUGCGUUUCAUGAUAAUAUUAC